CACAGUACAGGGGCACCUUGCUUUCUUUGUUGACUGCCCAUUUUUUGUUUGUAAAAAAUUGUGUAUUUGCUAUUUUAAGGAUAUAAACUGUCUUAAUGACCUCGACAGCAUCUAAGAAAAAUAACCAGGAGUAUGUUGUUCCAGGUGGAGCAACGCAAGAAACACAGCCAUCCCCUUUGGCUCUCCUAGCAGCAACAUGCAGUAAGAUUGGAGCUCCCCCACAUAAUCAAGAGGAGGGACAGAGUCAAAAUGGUACUCAACAGCAGGUUCGAGUCAUUGGGGCUAACGGAAAUGGGAGUGGCGAUGUUGUUGUUCCCAGCUGGGUACAGCUUCCGGCCGGUGCCGUCGUCGAUUCGAGUGGUAAACAAACUUUUGGAAUUCCCCUUUCAUCACUGGGCGGAGGUCAAUUCGUUCAACAGUCUGUGAACUCAAAUCAACCACAGAUAAUAGCGACAGCAGGCCCUGGGGGAAAUCUGACAUACAAUGUCGUACAGCCGUUUCAAACAGUCAACGUUGACGGCCAGGAAGCAAUUCUUAUUCCGUCUACAGUGGCAUCUGGUAAUAACGGUCAGAUAAUUGCAGGAAACCAACAACAGCAACAAACUUUGUUUGCCACACCUUCAGGGCAAAUAAUUCGUGCGGGUGCACAAGGGAUACCAAAUUUAGGCAAUGUUUUAAAUUUAGGUGGAAAUAUUGUUAACUUGGGAAAUGUUCAAGGAAUGCCUGGCGUCAGACAAAAUAUACUACAGGCCUUACAAGUGCAACAGCCCCAAAAUCAAUUUCAAGUGGCAAAUGUUCCAAACUUCAUACAGAUACCAAUGUCAACUGCUAACGGCCAAACAGUCAUGCAAACAGUCCAAAUUCCAGUUCAGGGUAUUCCCGUAUCAGCUUUUCAACAGCAACAUCUGGGGCAACAGUUCACUACGUCAGAUGGAGGCAUGACAACACAAGCAGGACAAGCACAGACGUCUGUUUCUUCAGCAACAACGAGUGCACAAUCAAUACAAAUUCAACAGCAACAACAACCACAAUAUAUAGAAAUCCAAGCUAACCCAAAUAUCGCUUCAGUAACAAGAGCUCCAUCAGAAGUGGAUACUAAACCCUCAACUCCACAACAGACUGCAACUGUGGUAAAUUCACAACCAGCAAACCAACAACAUCAACAAAUUUUACAAGCUGUUCAGCAGAAUAUCUCUGGACAAACAAUAUUGACACCAGGGCAAAAUUUGACACCAAAUAUUUUAUCACAGCUGCCCUCACUUGUUCUAAAUACAGCAACUGGGCAGCUUAUACCAGUCUCCAAUGGUAAUAGUGGGCAAAGCUUCAUUUUGGGUUCAGCGACGCAAGCAAAUGGUUCAACAACAAACACUGUUUCUGUUGCAUCUUCACAACAACAAUCCAACGUUCAAAAUAUAAUGACGCCCCAACAAUUUGCUACAAUUCAAAUGCCCAACCAGUCUGUUGGAGGAGUUCAGUUAAACGGACAGAACCAAGUUAUCAAUCCAUGGCUUUCUGCUUUAAAUGUUGCUAAUAUUCGUCAACAAGGAGUUCAGACAAUACAAGUUCCAAAUUUACAAGCUUUGCAGAAUAUGCAAAAUUUUCAAACUGUGCAGAACAGUGGUAUCCAAGGUUUUCAGUUGACUCCUCAAGGACAGUUAAUUGCAACUGGCUCAAAUUUUCCACAGAAUUUAGGCACUGUCACUUUGACACCACAAGGAACUUUAGCUAUGUCAUCACAGACAAACCAACAGCAAACCAGUCCUCAGUCCUUCCCUGCAACUGUUACCAACAUCAAUCUACAGCAAGCUGGGAAUCAACAAGUGAAUGCUUCACAACUGAUAGGUCAGCCAACUACAAUACAACAAGAUCCCAAUGACCCAACCAAAUGGCAGAUUGUUCCUACCACACAGACAAACCAGGUUACCUCCCUUAGCCCACCAUUCAAAGGAGAACAAAUUAUACAAGACAGUGGGACACCUGGCAGAAGGCUAAGAAGAGUAGCUUGUACCUGUCCGAACUGUAAAGACAAUGAAGGAAGGACGGGUGAAAACAAAAAGAAACAGCAUAUUUGUCACAUACCAGGCUGUAACAAAGUUUAUGGAAAGACGUCACAUCUUAGAGCUCAUUUACGUUGGCAUACAGGAGAAAGACCUUUUGUUUGUAACUGGUUAUUCUGCAAUAAAAGAUUUACACGUUCUGAUGAAUUACAGCGACAUAGAAGAACACACACAGGAGAGAAAAGGUUUGAAUGUAAGGAAUGCCAUAAGAGAUUUAUGAGAAGUGAUCAUCUGUCAAAACACAGAAAAACACAUUUUAACAACAGAGGUACGAAAGGUGCUGCUAUAGAUAGUGUGGAAGUUCCAGAAGGAGUAGAUAUGGAAGGGGAAGAACAAUCAGAAGAAAAUAAUACAAGCAUAGAAGAACAUGAGACUGUUUUAGUGGAAAGUGAAGAAGGCACAGUGACUGUUCUAGUACAAUCUCAAACAGGUUGAGAAUAUUUUCAUAUUCUGGGUCAAAUAUCUUAAUUAAGAUGGCACAGUGACUUGUCUUGCUCUGCAGCAGAAUUGCAACGAACAGUUCAUAUUCUGUGCGGUGAAAUGAAAGUCACAAUGACUGUUCAAUUCACAGUUGUCUAGCGUGACAUGGUCGUUAUCUGUAAAAUAUGACAGAUGUGUGGAAACAGUUGUUGCAGAAAACAAAUUUUUGCCUGAUUAAAGAUCAUUUCAUACAGUGCAAGAAAGGAGUACAUGAGAUACCAUGCGUAGAAGUGAAGAAGAACUGAAUAGAAUAAUAAUGCCAUAUUUUGCCAUUUGAUAUUGAAAUUAUGUAGUAAUAGUAGACAAAAAUGCUUCUAAUGUGUACAUUUGAACUUUAUUUUCUUUAAUGAGAUUAUGUUUAGAAGGCAAUAGGGAGAAAAAUAUGGUCUGAGGUCAUUUCUAUUCCUGAAAUUCAGUAAAUAGAAUUUUUUAGUAAUGCAUUUGAGUCUACUGCUACUUUUUUGACACAAAAAACAUUUUCAUUUGUAAGCUUAAAUAGGUUUUCUUAAAAGAAAACCUGUUUCAUAAAUGUUUGUGGUUUUGGAAAAAAAGGCUUCUUCUAAUGUAACACCUGAGUUAAAAAAAAUGAGAUACUGCUUUCAAAAUAAAUGGAUGAAAAAUAUGAUGCAAUGUCUUUUAUAAUUCUGAAAUCAAGUAAAUUGACAAAAUUGUGUUAUCUCCCUUUGAUCACAAAUUUUGUUUUGUUUACAAAAAUUUAAUUUCAAAAAGUUGAUAUUUUUUUUUACAAUAAACUCAACAAGCAGAAAGUUAAGCAUUCCCGAAUAAUUAUUAGAAAGUUGACAUUUUUAGAUGAUACGUUGACAAACUUCAAUAUUAAUGAAUUAAUUUUUUCAUAAUUUGUCACAUUGUACAAAAAAUACUUGGAUGGAGAGUUGUCUCAUUGGCACUCAUACCACAUCUUCUUAUAUCUAUAGACAUUUGAAAUUCAACUGCUCUGUGACAGGUGGUUUAUUCUGUGAUACAUCUAUGAUGUACUUUUAUAAGGAGGAAUUGUCAUAGUAUUGUUGGAAGUUCUGAAAUGAAUAGAUUGUAUAAAAUUAAAUGUAUAAUAAAUAACACAUAUUUUUAUGAGCUGAAUCAUGUGAAUGGAAAUUAAUUAUGUACAUUUUUUUUUACAUGUUUGAUUAUUUUUUAAAAUGUAAAAAUAUUUUUUUUGUGAAUCCAUUUUGAGGAAGAUGAUGAAACCAGUAGAUACACUGCAUUUAAAAAUACCAUUGAACUAUUAUUGUCUUAAUAUUUGGUUGUACUUUUCAAUACUUGUUCAAAAGGUACACUUCAGCUCACAUUGAUUCUAUCCAAAUUCACCUGCCCAUCAUGGACAGGCCACUAGAUAUUAAUCUCUGACCUUGUGAAAUAUUGAAUAUUAUACAAAUGCUCAACUCAUUUUUUCUAAGUUAUCAUGGUUAUUGUUAGUUAAAAAAAUUCUUAUGAUGAAUUAUAGAAAUUGCAUGUCAAUCUAUAUAUAUAAAUGGCUUGUGGACCAUCUCUCUCGUUAUGGAUUGAUUGAUUGACUCUUGACUAUGUUAUGGUGGCCAGUCUGUAUUGGUGGAGGAAGCUGUGAUACCUGGAGAGAACCAUCGACUUGGGCAGGAAAAUUUGCAAUCCAAGUCUUUUAAGAUUGACAUCAAAUAAACCUUUACACAAGCGGAGUUUGAACUAACAAAAUUAGUGAUCACUGUAUAUGAACUACUUUGACCAAUAAGCUGCUGUCUCACCCCCUCCCUUGGACAAUUAUAAACGACAAAGUCCACAUUAAGUGUAAGAUAGAAAUACUUGCAUUGUUCAUAUGUUCUACAUUUAUCCAGCUUUUUGCAUAAGGCUCAACAGAUCAUCUUUUUCAGCCAUAUACUACAAAAACUAGCGACCAAAGAAAAAAUCUGGUUACUCUGUACUACAAAUGUAUAUACCAUUUAAUGACACAAAAAAAAACAGUGUUUAAGGAAGUUCGCUACUCAGUUUCAAAAUAACAAGCUUUCCAUAACACUAGUAUAUAUUGAUAGGGGAUAAAUAAAGGAACCAAAAAAAGCCAAAAAAAUAUAUAGGUCAAUGUGCUUGUUUUCGAGAUAUUAGCCAUUGAAAUUUUUGCGGGAAAAUGUUCUCUCUUGAUUUUUCAUAGCUUUAUCAUUGACAAGUUUAAGUUCUCAAAAACUAUUAAAAAAUAACAAAGAUGUUAUAAGACUUUAACAAAUGGCUUAUAAUUAUACAUGUAAAAGAUUUAUAAAAAGAAAAAUGGGGGUCAAUGGGCAAAAUUUUUUAUGGCAUUCAAAUGGAUAAAACCAGAGGAUUCCAAAAAUCUGACAAAAAUCCCAAAACAUGACAAGUGAACAUCCUAAAAUACAAUAGUUAAUGGCUUAAUUUAUUGGCAUAAAUGAAAGAAUUGAAGUUUUCUGUACAUCACAGUCUAUCAAAACAUAAACAUUUUCUCUUAGAAAAAGUUAUUGUGUCAAUGUAUUUAUAUAAAAGAAAUUCCCACCUGAUGUAUUUUUAGAACAGAAAUCCCCACCUGAUGUUGUUAUUGAAAUUUAUUUUAAUGGUUGAAGUAAUGUAAGAGUUUACCCCUAUCAUAUUCGAAGUACUUUGUUUUACUUUGAAGGUGGCACUGCAUUUGUUUUAUGUUAUAAAUAUCUGCCUUCUCCAGAAAAAAACAAUUUUGCCUAAAAAUUAAAUUUAAUUGUAAGUUACACAUUUUGAAAAAUGAAACUAUCAAGAAACCCAUAUAGGAAUCCCAGUCUUCAGAAGUUACCCUUAAAGGAGAUGUUUUUAGUAGGGAAUUAGAAAACCAGCUAAUCAUUGUUUCCUGUGAAAAAAAUUUUGUAUGAAUUUUCAAUAUUUUCAAAAAUUCUGAAUGUAUCAUACGAUAUUGAUUAACUGAUGUUUAUUGUGUAAACAAACAAUGACUUUGACUAUAAAUUGUCAUUUUU
Molecule: messenger RNA, 5479 nt
Organism: Mytilus californianus (California mussel)
Lineage: Eukaryota; Metazoa; Mollusca; Bivalvia; Mytilida; Mytilidae
Product: transcription factor Sp4-like
Exons: 7
Coding region: 96-2492 (798 amino acids)
Biological process (GO): regulation of transcription by RNA polymerase II
Molecular function (GO): DNA-binding transcription factor activity, RNA polymerase II-specific; RNA polymerase II cis-regulatory region sequence-specific DNA binding
Source: RefSeq, a predicted model, not a curated record